CAUAUCUGCUGUUCAGAAUCCAUGAGCAAAUGUGUGUGUUUUGUGAAGGUAUUUAAGUGUGUGUAUGUGUAUGUGUGUAUGUGUGUGUGUGUGUGAGAGAGUCAGAGUGCCUCUCCUCAGAUGUAAAUAGCUAAAGGUCUGCUGCUCGUUUGACGCACUAUUAGGGAAAGAAGAUCUCCAACGAAUGGAUUACGGCACACAAAGUGCCGGGAGAGGAAGAGCUGGGCAGCUGAGGCAGCGAGAGCCCCUCACACACCAGGAGCCUUAGCCAGCCGGACCGACAGAGACAGCUGCACACACACACACACACACACACACACAGAGUGCAUGAGUGUGUGUGUGUAUGGGAGUGUGUGAGGGAUCAGGAUGAGCUCAGUGGAGAAGCGCCAUGGCAGUGGUCGCCGUGGCAGCGGGCCGCGUCUGUCGGAUGCCUUCAGUGACUCGUCCAGCUCAGGCAGCUUCCUGGACGACGCCGACCGCGAGGUCAGCAGCCUGACGGAGCGCGCCUUCCGCUCGCUCUGCAUCGGCGACGAGGCCGUCUACAGCGACGCGCACCUUGGCUCCUCCCCCCAUGAGCGACAACGCGCCUUCGCACAAGAGGCCCCCGCCCACUCCGACGCCGCCCCCAAGCAGGCGGCCAAUGAGACGCUGUCGCUCGCCGGCGGGGGGUGGGGCUCGGAGGUGUCCGGAACAUUCCAGGGCUGGCUGGCAGAAUCAACGCUGAUGCAACAGCAGCAGCAGCAGCAGCUGUCGGGCCUUAGCAACGGCUCCACGGAGAUCGCCUGGCAACAGAAGCGUAGCACGUCGCGCGUCUCCUCCCUCAUCAAGGCCUUCGGCGGCGGCGGCGGCGGGGGCGGGGACGCCUUCUACGACCCCAUGACCCCUGAUGCCAUGGCAACCAGGGACAAAUGGCAGGAGGGAGGCGAGGCCUGGGACCGCUCGGCCCUGAUGAGUCUGCACCAUGAGCUGGCCGAGUUCUCCGCCUACCAGCAGGGCUUCCGGACGGCGGACGCGGACCCCAGCGGUUCCGGAAGCUUCCUGCGGACGGCCAAGCUGAAGGCCAGCGGGCGCUUCCACGCGCUCAGCUCGACCAACAUGUUCCUGCACAGCGAAGCCCAGCCUGCUCUCCGCCUGGAGCGACUACAAGCUGCCCUUCUCCCGCCAUCACGCUUGUCGCGCCGCCACCGGGCGACGCCCCCCGCUGGUAAUGACUUCGCCCGCUUACAAGGAGCUGACCUCCGCCGCGCCUCCGCAGGGGUCACAGGGUCAGAGGUCACAGCGCCGGGCCGCGGAGGACUGGGCUCAGCAGACGCACGCUCACCGCACGCUUGGCGGCGGAACUAA
Alosa alosa (allis shad) is the source of this 1344-nucleotide messenger RNA. RefSeq names its product cardiac-enriched FHL2-interacting protein (gene c18h10orf71). The transcript has 2 exons. Gene Ontology annotation, cellular component: Z disc. The record is from RefSeq and is a predicted model, not a curated record. Bases 367 to 1344 code for a protein of 325 amino acids. Gene Ontology annotation, biological process: positive regulation of calcineurin-NFAT signaling cascade. Lineage: Eukaryota; Metazoa; Chordata; Actinopteri; Clupeiformes; Clupeidae.